UAGAUAUCUUUCAGAGCUCUUUUCCUUUUUGCUCAGACCUUUUGUCAGCUUUUACAUUUCUGCAGCCUUUUCAGACUCAGGAAAUCUGUUUGGUUUCUUUCCUCUUUUUAUUCUCUUCUAUCUCAAAGUGUUUCUGGACGUAGGCUUUGUUUGUUUUUAAGCUUUGCUAAAUAAAAGGUUGAUGAUUCUCUGGACCUGAUCCUUUCAUCCCCUCAUCCAAGGCUUCCUUCACAACAUUUCAGCAGAAGACAUCAUGGGAAACCGCCAGUGCACCGUUGAGAUUGAGAAUAAGUGCUCUGAGUACACCCUGUGUAACCCGAAGGUGUUCACUUAUGGUGGAUCCUAUGAGAAGCCUUUGUCACCAACUCUUGGUCCCUCUGAAUCUUGCAGCGCUCUGUUCAUCAAUACUCCAAACACAACAUAUGGAGCUGUUGGCGUCCUCACCUAUGAGCUGCAGAACAAAUCCACAAAGGAAUCUGAUGGGAAUAUGGCCGUCAUGUACUCUGUUCCUUAUGACUACAACCAGUACUCUAACUUGUACGCAGUGGGAGUCUUUAGUAUGAAUAUAGAGUGUGAUUACAACCUUUAUAACAUGAUGUAUAAUGAGGCAGAGAUAGAUUUUGUCAGACGUAAAGCUAAAGACAGUCUGACUUACAAAGGCAAAGCUGUCACCAUCAGAGCCACCAUGUCCGACAGCUACACAUCUGUCAUCAAGGUGCAGGUGUUUUCACAUUCUUCCAUGAACAAGUAAUCCCAGUUGGCCCACUAGUACGGUCAUUUCACUUUUGUGAGUUUAUCUUUCUGCUGUCUCCUUAGAUACCGUAUUCUGGAACUGACUGUGUGUAAUGACAAUAAAGAUUAAUCUAAUCUACUAAAUAUCUGUGUGAACACAUUUACAAAACAAAUUUUAUACAGCAAAAUAAAAAACUAGAAAAAUUACAUUUCAAGCAGAAAUAGUUGGAUAAAAUUGUCAGCAGCUUUCUGUCUGUAACACGAGCUCAGACUAGGAAUGAGUAUCACUAUAAGGGUACAUGUCUGUUCUGAAUCACUCUGAACAGAAACAACAGGUCUCAGUUUCUGAAAUGGAAAAACAAACUGUGGAACAGUGUGCAAAAUAUUAAAUAAAUACAAAAUAUUUAUUAAAUGAAAACAAAAUAACCCAAAACAACAUAUGUGCAUGUUUGUUGAAAUGGAAAUCUGUCCUUUAGUGAGUCUUCUGAAAUAAAGAGUCCAAUCCAGA
Molecule: messenger RNA, 1240 nt
Organism: Micropterus salmoides (largemouth bass)
Lineage: Eukaryota; Metazoa; Chordata; Actinopteri; Centrarchiformes; Centrarchidae
Product: DELTA-sagatoxin-Srs1a-like
Exons: 3
Coding region: 254-751 (165 amino acids)
Biological process (GO): cytolysis in another organism; monoatomic cation transport; pore complex assembly
Cellular component (GO): pore complex
Molecular function (GO): channel activity
Source: RefSeq, a predicted model, not a curated record